Messenger RNA from Periophthalmus magnuspinnatus, 3858 nucleotides. It is a transcript of the gene rcor3, whose product is annotated as REST corepressor 3. Gene Ontology annotation, molecular function: transcription corepressor activity. The record is from RefSeq and is a predicted model, not a curated record. Bases 146 to 1762 code for a protein of 538 amino acids. Gene Ontology annotation, cellular component: transcription regulator complex; histone deacetylase complex. The transcript has 11 exons. NCBI's taxonomy places the organism in Eukaryota, Metazoa, Chordata, Actinopteri, Gobiiformes, Gobiidae. Gene Ontology annotation, biological process: regulation of transcription by RNA polymerase II; negative regulation of DNA-templated transcription.
GUGUGCGCUCGCCCUCCCAGCGCCUCCUCGUGGUCACAGACUGUCACCGGUCACUUCCAGUUCAGGCAGCGGGUCCUGGCGCCUUCUCUGCCCCGGAAAAACAGCGUCGAGCCGCGGCCACAGAGGGCCACGGAGCACCGCAGAGAUGCCCGGGAUGAUGGACAAGGGCUCGGAGUACAUGGGCAAAGGCCGCUCUAACGGAACCAAGAGCCCGUCCACGGCCUCCAACGGACAUUGCACGGAAGACAGCAGCGACGAGGAGCACGAUGUGGGGAUGAGGGUGGGCUCCGACUAUCAGGCCUCCAUCCCCGACUUUGAACCAGGCGCAACCAAGUACGCGGACAAAGAGAGCGGAGGCAUGCUAGUGUGGUCCCCAUAUCACUGCAUCAGCGACUCCAAGUUGGACGAGUACAUCGCUAUUGCCAAAGAGAAACAUGGAUACAACGUGGAGCAGGCUCUGGGCAUGCUCUUCUGGCACAAGCACAACAUCGAGAAGUCUCUGGCUGAUCUCCCAAAUUUCACUCCGUUUCCAGACGAGUGGACGGUGGAGGACAAGGUUCUGUUUGAGCAGGCCUUCAGCUUCCACGGCAAGAGCUUCCACCGCAUACAGCAGAUGUUGCCGGAUAAAUCCAUUUCGUCUCUGGUGAAAUAUUAUUAUUCGUGGAAGAAGACACGCUCCAGAACCAGCCUCAUGGACCGGCAGGCUAGAAAGUUAGCUAGCCGCUCCAACCAGGAAGACAGUGAUGAGGAAAUGGAGGAAGCCAAUCCGAUCGAAGCAAACGACAGUGACUACGACCCCAACAAGGAAACAAAGAAAGAGAACCAGCCCGAGGCCCCUCCUCCAGGGGCUAAACUAGCCCUGGGUCGCAGAGAGCACCAGACACUUACACAUCGCCACCACCAGAGGGCGCGCUGCAGACCGCCCAAAGGCAUGUACCUGACGCAGGACGAUGUGUUAGCCGUUAGCUGCUCUGUGUCCGCGGCUAAUAGUCUGCUCAGGGGACUGGACCUGGAGCUAGUGUCACUGAAGAGACAGGUGCAGAAUGCGAAGCAGAUAAACAGUGGACUCAAACACACUCUGGAGACUGGGAUUGAUGAGUUCAGGCUGCCUGAGAGUAACCAGAAGGUGAACGCUCGCUGGACCACGGACGAGCAGUUGCUGGCCGUUCAGGGUGUGCGUAAAUACGGUAAAGAUUUCCAGGCGAUCGCAGAUGUGAUCGGGAACAAGACUCUGGGGCAGGUCAAGAACUUCUUUGUGAAUUAUCGACGCCGCUUUAACCUGGAGGAAGUGCUGCAGGAGUGGGAGGCGGAGCAAGGAACCAGAGCCCCGAAUGGAGACAGCGCCACCUGUGGAGAGGAAGGGAAGAACAGCGCCCCGGCUUCAGGCAAAAGCACCGAUGAAGAGGACGAAGAGGUCUCGUCUGGCGCGUCCCCGGCUGCUGCCUCCUCCUCCUCCUCUCACCCCCCUCUGUCAUCUUCCUCUUCCUCUCUUCACCAGCCUCCUCCUCUCCUCCGCCCUUCACUCCCGGCCGCUCCUGCUCUUCAUCGUCACCCUCCUCCUCUUCAGCAGCAGGCUCGCUUCCUCCAACCGCGCUCCACCUUGCAGCAGCCCCCGCCCCUCAUCCGGCCCUCAUCCAAUCAGCCACCUCCGAGGCUCAACCCGAGACCGCCCGCUGCGGCCUGCGGUACCGCCCCAGGAGCCACGGGGGGCGCCGCACCACCACAAGAUGCUCCUGCUCCACAGGCUUCAAACAUUCACUAAAACAUAACAGCACUGGGUCAAAUGCAAUCAGGCCCCGCCCACAACAGAGGCCCAUGUGACACUGUCCGCAUGUCAUUAGAACGUUUUCUCUUCACAAACCUGGAGCUGUGUUUUAUUCACACAUGUGACUCAUACUUAAAACACUCUGUUCCACCUUGUGAUGUCAUCAUGUGGUGAUACAGGAAGUGCCCCACUGUGUUUUUAAACUCCACACACCUUCACUAGAAUCAUUUGGAUCAUUUCAGGACCUGGUCCUGCCAAUUUCUCCUGAACUAAAGGUACUUGAUGACAUCACAAGGUGGAACGGAGCGUUUAGAGGUUUGGAGAUAAAAGUGUUACUCAAACCUGUGUGAAUGAAACAAAACACAAUUGGAGGUCUUUUUUAGCAGCGUUAGAACAGGGAUCAGAAAACAGCCUCGUAUGGGCCCUUUAAACUGUGGAAGUUCAGUCUAGAUGAUCAUGUGACAGAACGGUUUAGUGGUGCGGGAUGUCUACCCUCUUACCGGGAGGUUAUUGGUUCAAUCCCCAUGUACUACAUUCAAAGUAUUACUCUUUUGGAUGUUACCAGGUUGGAUAUUUUUAAGUUGAAACAUUAUUGUGACUUUUCUGCUGGAGGGUGUGCUACCUGCUUGUUUCCAUGGAGAUGUGAUCGUUUUGCUUGGAAUGUUCCACAAUACAGCAUUAAACUUGUCUCUCUUGCAUUUAUUUAAGGUUGUUUUAUUGCUCCGAAAUACCUUAAAUCAUUUGUAUGCUAGAGUGUUUUAAGAAACUGAGUACACUCCACAGAUCUGAGCUGUAACUUCGUGUCGUCGCUGGCUCAUCUCCAUGGAGAUGCUUUUAAUGCCGUGCAGUGGGACAUUUGACAUAAAGCAGUAAUGCCUCGGUGGAGCAGGGAGGUACAUUGUGCGUUUUAAAGUACAUAUGCCCAUAUAAGGACAUUUCCUGGCAUAAUGACAUAAUCUGUUUGAAUAUUUUUGGUUUACUUCAUUAUUGUGUUUUUGUGAAGUCAUGUCCAAGUGCGUUUGUACCGUCCCUUUAAAUGGAUCAAAUAUUAAAUUACAAUGUUUGGACACGAUGGUUCCAGUGACUUCUGUUUUUUAGGCUGUUCUAAAAGAAAAGAAUCAUAUAAAAAUAGAGUGACUUUAAAUUAUUCUACGAAAACCACCUUUUGUCUCAUUAACCCUAUUCUAAUGUGAUGAAAUGUGCCCUAUCGGGGCUUUAACCCUGUCCUAGUGCAGCGCGCUCCUCAAAAAUGUCCCCUGACAUUGUGCAUUUUGUUUCAUUCAUGCUCUACAGAUCUCACAACACGCCAGUCCACCUUGUGACAUCAUUAGGUGGUAAUACAGGAAGUGCCGGUGAAAUCCUUAAAGGUUCAGGUUCAUCAAUUGGUUCUGAAACUACGUUAAAACCGCUGUUGGAUAAAAUACCCUUUAAUAAUGUAAUCUUUUCAACAUUUCUAUUGGCCAAUGAGUGUAUUUUUGAGUGUAAGUUUAGGCAUCCUGUUUUUAGCUUCAGUUCUACUGGCAUCAUCGUCAUCAUCAUUUUCUCCAUCUUAUUCUUCACCAGUAACACACAAGGAGUUGUUUAAGUUGGGCUUUUUUUUACUCUUGCAUGUUUGAGAAAUGCUGAAACUGCUUUUGACAUUUGAAUUUAAGAAAAAGUCAGUUGGACCAAUGAUUGUUUGAGUAAAAAUGUUUGUAUCAAAUAUUUCCCUAAGGUUCUAAAUGUGUCAUAUUUGCUUUUUCUGCAUAAAAAGAAGUCGACAUUCAGGAAAAGUGUUAGUUCCACUUCCAAAUAGAGAGUGAAGCUCUGGAGCUGGAGGCUGGUGUUACUGUUCUGCAGUGUUUCUCAGUCUCAUUAGGAUCUUGUGUUUUGUAAAUUUAAACUUUUUUAAUGAUUAUUUUCUGUGUAAAUGUGUCAGUUUUAAAAUGUUCAGAUCUGGUUUAAAACAUUGUAAAUGCAUCAUGUGAAUGUGCUCUUAAAGUUUGAGAUGAAUUCUGUGAAGUCACUGUGAAAUGGAGGAAAACAACAGAUUUGGAGCCUGAAUCUGACCUUUGGCUUUUAAUAAAAUUCACUUCUCUCAUAUUAAUAAGAUG